Ilex paraguariensis (yerba mate) is the source of this 348-nucleotide messenger RNA. The record is from the annotation of a GenBank genome assembly. NCBI's taxonomy places the organism in Eukaryota, Viridiplantae, Streptophyta, Magnoliopsida, Aquifoliales, Aquifoliaceae.
AUGGGCGCCGCCGGUCUCUCUCUGGGGACCGAGAGAGAGUUCUCUUCUAGCGGCGGAGACAAAAACGAAGAAGAAGAUGGCGAGCAAUCUGGGCCGUCUAUUCACAUCAGCAAUCGAGCUUUCCAAGCCUCCAAAGUUAUCUCUAUCCUUCGGCAGAUCCGAACCCUCGACUCAGCGAUUCGACUUAUUUGGUCUUUCGACGCAGCGAAAACAAUCUCAUCAAGAAAACCCAAGGAACCAGAAGGUGAGGUCUCGGAAAACUCAGAGAAGCUCGAAAGUGAAGAUGACGAUACUCACAAUGGCGAUGCUGAAGAUGAGGAUAUGAGGACAGUGAUGGCGUUCAAGUGA